Messenger RNA from Cladophialophora psammophila CBS 110553, 1839 nucleotides. RefSeq lists its product as uncharacterized. Gene Ontology annotation, cellular component: nucleus. NCBI's taxonomy places the organism in Eukaryota, Fungi, Ascomycota, Eurotiomycetes, Chaetothyriales, Herpotrichiellaceae. The record is from RefSeq and is a predicted model, not a curated record. Gene Ontology annotation, biological process: DNA-templated transcription. The transcript has 4 exons. Bases 1 to 1839 code for a protein of 612 amino acids. Gene Ontology annotation, molecular function: zinc ion binding; DNA binding.
AUGACUGGAUUGGGCAGUCCACCACGAGGAACCCCACCAGAUUUUAUUCAGAAUCCAUCAGCCAAGUGGAAGCUUGGCCUUCAUGCACCCAGCCUAAAUGCAUUGCCACGAGAACCUGGUGCCCAUUUCAACACCGAGACAGCUCCCUGUGGGGCCAACUCAGAGGAAAACGGAUGGCACAUUCCAGACGCAGUAGCUUAUGAGUUAGUUGGAUUGUUUUUUGACUACAUCCAAAACUGGCUGCCUAUCCUACAUCGUCCCCUCUUCUAUCAAAAAUACGUUCGAGUCGAGAGUCAUUACGGCCGAGUUGUGGGCAGGCAAAGUGUCAGUGACCACGACGCAAUCUUGAUCAACUGCGUAUUUGCGCUCGCCGCCAGGUUUUCAAAAGCAAGCUUCUUCUGUAGCACGGACCCCGUCCUAAGAGGCGAAGCCUUCGCGGAGAGAGCAGCAGCCAUCAAGGAUCCUAUCAUCAAGGUCAUCGAGGAACCGUCACUCGAAUUUGUGAAAGGAUGUGCCCUGCUGGCGUUUUACAACAUUUGCGCUGGACAUGCUGCACCUGGGUCGUUACUUGUGAGCGUUUGUGUCCGUUUUGCUUAUGACCUUGGGCUCAACGAGAUCGACGAAGAGGACCAAACCAACUGUGGUACGGAAGAUGGCCAAGAUGCUUGGAUUCAAAAAGAAGAACUCCGCAGGCUUUGGUGGGUCAUUUAUGAGCUCGACUGCUUUGUUUCGACAGUCUCGUGCCAGCCCUACGGGAUUGAACGUGGAGAGAUAAAGGUUCUUUUACCGGUCUCCGAUCAUCACUGGUUCAGCGGUUGCCCCGCUGGCUCUUCCUAUCUUAUUCAAAGUCCGGGUACCGUUUGGAAGAGUCUUGAAGGGUCAGAGAACCAAAGUCCCCGGGCUUGGUACCUGGUGACCAAUUAUCUCAAAUCUUGCUUCGCCGAUACCGCCCGCCAGCCAAAGCGCAAUACACCAGAAACGCAGACGGCCCUCGAAAUGGAUCUCGCAUGUCUCAAACAUGCAUUGCCCGCUGAUUUUCAACUACGAUCGGUGAACAUGGCCGAACAUAACUUUGGUGACUGCAAUUGGAUCAUAUCAACGCAUUUUAUGAUUUUAUCGUGCGAAGCCCUCUUGGAGCGUAGAAGAUGGUCUCAGAACAGAUCAGAAACGUCCUUCAACACAGGUCAGGAGGCCACGAUCUGGGGGAGGCACUUUUACUCGAGCCUGGUUCGGAUCGCACUAAUCUGGCCACCUGAGUACAUUCCGUUGAACCAUCCGUUCAUGGGUUGCUGUGUGAUCAACCCGUGGGACGCUCUUGAAGCACGACGUGAGCCCAACUUCCAAAGCUUCGAAUUAUCCAAGUUACUGCUAAGUCAUUACUCGCGGUACUGGAAGAUUGGCGGUGCUCUUCUCCGUCUACUUGCCAUAAUUCACGAGGGGAGGGAUUCGGUCGUACAUCGGCCUGGCUCAAGGGAACGGGAGAUCAUCAAGCGGUUCUCAGUCUUGUGCCCGAGCUCUCCCAAGGGAAGACACUCAGUGGUGUCCAGACUCAGUGCGCGAGUCACUUACGACACGUCCGAUGUCCCUGUCGAAGCACUGCCUGACUCAUAUCUGACCAGCUCUGGCAGCCCAGACGAGUUACAAUGGCCUCUCAAUCUCUGGGACAAUCUCCAUGCUUUUGAUAUGGACCGAUCAGACGCCGAAAUGUUGAUAAUCCCGUCAAGUCAUGUUGCGGAAGGGGUCAGUGGACAAGCUGAAACACUCGCCAGCUCUCAAAUGUGCGUUCCUGCUUUCUCACUCUCACUCGACAGAUUUCCUGACGAAUUUGUCGUUUUAUAA